AUGCCAGUCCGACCCCUGCCUGGUUUCCGCUGGCUGUUCGCAGCCUUCGCUGUAACCUGUGGAGUUGCUUUUCGCCACGACCGUAUCGGUGGCGCUGUCUCAAGCAACUGCGACCUACACGAUGGAUGUGAGUGUUGGCAGCAGAAGGUCUGCAGCUCGUGCACACUGUCAACGUGCGGCAUCGAUCAUGUUAAAAGCGUUCGGCCUCUUCAGGGUGGAACCAAUCGCUUGCGCCCGGAUUUGGCAGCAGCCUAUGGCUUAGAGGAUUCUCUCGGUAGGCAAUGGGCGCUGAAACUCGCGGACCAGGAGAACGGCUCCUACGACCGUUCCGUCCUGGCUUCCCAGCUAGCCCACACACUCAAAGUACCAACACCACGCGUGCUACAAGUAUCCAUGGCAUCUUGCCCUGCAGUGUUUCAGCACAAGGACUUGCAAGACGUAGUGGCAGAAUUCCAGAGCCGGAAGAGGCACUGGGCGUUGUUGCAGGAGUUUGUGAGCGAGAACCAGGACCUCCCAUGCGCUGCGAACGUUGAGCCGUUUUGGGUGCAGGUGGGUCAAAUAGCCAUGUUUGACUGGAUUACAGGCCGCAACGAUUUGUUCAAUGACUUAUUGCUGGGUGGAGAGGCAGCCCUGGCAGAAAACAUGGACGUGAACAAGGACAAUAUCAAAACGACGCCCUCGCAAGCUGUAGAGAUUGAUUUAGGCUUCUCCGAGCCCUGCUGCUUGGAGGAUUUCGUCGAGAUUUUAAGCCAACUGGGUAAGGGGAGGGUGGCCUGGGUUCCCUCGCACAUCCUGGUGCUGAUGUGUGAGGGCAGGAACGGCGGCUUGGGCUCCCGCACCUGCUCCUCGGCCUUCGGAGACUACUCGGCCCUGAAGCCCAGAGGAUGGCAUCCGGAAAUCUCCGAAAUCCAGAUCGAGCGCGGACUCGCCCAAGUCGCAACCGCGGCCCUGAACUUGACAGGCAGUCAGGCCUGGUCCUACCCUGUGUCGGCAACCUUAACGCUCCUCCAAGAGAAGUGGUCGAAGAAUGGCGCGCAAGCUGUGGUUGAUCGGCUACGAACAGAGGAGGAAGCGGCGAUUGAAGUUAUCCCGACGGACCAAAAGUGCUGCAGUGUGGCGUGUCAAUACAGGAGUCGUUUCUGGACGUGGCACCACUGUGGAGACAAAGCCAUGAAGACAGUGAUGAUCGAAGAUGCCUGUAACAUACAACUCUCUGCUAUCUCCAUGGUGCUGCACUGCUCUCCAGUCUGCGGUGGCGCCACGAAAGUCUGGGGUACCGUUAAGGAGAGCAAGGGUAGUUGUCUGGCUGGGUAA
Messenger RNA from Symbiodinium sp. CCMP2456, 1314 nucleotides. The record is from the annotation of a GenBank genome assembly. Lineage: Eukaryota; Dinophyceae; Suessiales; Symbiodiniaceae.